GUUUGCCCACAUUUCAACUUUCUCUUCUCCAUAUAAUCUUAAAUGAUUCUUUUGUGUUUGCAUUUCCAUUAACCUUUCAAGAAAGAAAAUAUUUCAUUUUUAUUUGUUUUCCAUUUAAUCAUAUAUCAGUUGAAGCAGGUCCUAUAGCUUAAAACAGAAAAAAAAAAUUACAAAUGGCAGGAGUUUUUCUUGCUCAUGACUGAAUUUGCCUUAUUUUAAUCAGCUGUCUUUUCGAACAGGUUUGCUUACCAUCAAUAGUAGAAGAAUUCCUUAGGGUGGCAGAAACCACAUGUUUAUUUAGUUUCCCAGACAACAGUGCCCCUAUUGGUAGUGGUGUAUUUGAGUCGGAACUUUCAAUGGCAUUUGGUGGGAAUCAGGGGCUUGAUUCGUUCUUCCCAUUCGACCCUUGUUUGCUAAAGAAAUCUGACAGGUUUAUCAGGCCAAACUUCAUAUACUGGUCCAUGGUUAGAAAUACUUAUGAUGAGGUUGAGGAUGACGAAUGCACUAGUGAUGAAGAUGACGUCGAAGUUUGCAUUCCCGGGAAUGGCAUGGACAUAGUUGAUGGAGCUCCCCGGAGUUCUCAGGGCGACGUAGGGGAUCUUGACGAAUUUGAUUACAACCUGAACAAGAUGUCUAUAACUCCAAAAAGUACAUUACUUAAACGCUUUGGAGGUGAACAAGCUGGUUUGCAGAUGCCAUCGAGAAUCCGACCUUGUCCUGAAUCUUUGUGAUGGACCAUAAUCGCUUUUAUCCUGCAGCUGAAGAUACCAAAACAUGAGAAUCACAUAUUCACCUGUUCUUCAGUUUGCUAGAUUCAUAUGCCGGAAGAAAUUUGUGUUGUGAGUAGGUAAUUGUAAAAUCUAUAGUGUAAUAGGAGCUUCAAUCUUAUAGUCUCAAUUUUGUGGUGUAGGGAAUUCUUCUGCUCCAUGUAUUCUGGGCUACCUAUAUUUUCAUGUAACCUUGGUUUUGGUGAGUAAUGUUACAUAUAAUGCUACUUCAAAAAAAUUACGGAAUAA
Messenger RNA from Ipomoea triloba (trilobed morning glory), 1016 nucleotides. RefSeq names its product RNA polymerase I-specific transcription initiation factor RRN3-like. Gene Ontology annotation, biological process: transcription initiation at RNA polymerase I promoter. Gene Ontology annotation, molecular function: RNA polymerase I core binding; RNA polymerase I general transcription initiation factor activity. Bases 357 to 731 code for a protein of 124 amino acids. The record is from RefSeq and is a predicted model, not a curated record. The transcript is spliced from 2 exons. NCBI's taxonomy places the organism in Eukaryota, Viridiplantae, Streptophyta, Magnoliopsida, Solanales, Convolvulaceae. Gene Ontology annotation, cellular component: nucleus.